AAUAUUACAUUGAUGCAAGUUAUUUGGAAGCAUUAAAAAGGACACGUGAGAAAUAUAUAAGCUUGAAUAGAGCUUAUAAGGAGAUUAUAUCAGAAGAAAGCACUAAAGAUAACAUUAAGGAACAAAUG
This is a messenger RNA of Scutellospora calospora, 128 nucleotides long. The record is from the annotation of a GenBank genome assembly. NCBI's taxonomy places the organism in Eukaryota, Fungi, Glomeromycota, Glomeromycetes, Diversisporales, Gigasporaceae.